Molecule: messenger RNA, 446 nt
Organism: Eublepharis macularius
Lineage: Eukaryota; Metazoa; Chordata; Lepidosauria; Squamata; Eublepharidae
Gene: RPS26
Product: ribosomal protein S26
Exons: 4
Coding region: 37-384 (115 amino acids)
Biological process (GO): translation
Cellular component (GO): ribosome; cytosolic small ribosomal subunit
Molecular function (GO): mRNA binding; structural constituent of ribosome
Source: RefSeq, a predicted model, not a curated record
AGAGGCCGGAUCCUCUUUCGCCUCCUCAGCGUCGACAUGACCAAGAAGAGAAGGAAUAACGGCCGUGCCAAGAAGGGCAGGGGCCAUGUCCAGCCAAUCCGCUGCACCAAUUGUGCUCGCUGUGUCCCCAAGGACAAGGCUAUUAAGAAAUUUGUCAUCCGGAACAUUGUAGAAGCAGCUGCAGUCCGAGAUAUCUCUGAAGCAAGUGUCUUUGACUCGUAUGUGCUGCCCAAGCUCUAUGUGAAGCUUCAUUAUUGUGUCAGCUGUGCCAUCCACAGCAAGGUGGUGAGGAACCGUUCCCGUGAGGCCCGGAAGGACCGCACCCCUCCACCCCGGUUCAGGCCUGCUGGGGCUGCACCGAGACCACCUCCCAAGCCUAUGUAAGGAGUUUGCUUGAGUGAUGUAAUUUUUGUUAACAUUGACUCAAUAAAUAACUUUACAGGUGA